Messenger RNA from Peronospora belbahrii, 960 nucleotides. NCBI's taxonomy places the organism in Eukaryota, Oomycota, Peronosporomycetes, Peronosporales, Peronosporaceae. The record is from the annotation of a GenBank genome assembly.
AUGAUGCACCAAGGCUGGUUGCUGCUGGGUGACUUAUACGAGUCGUGUAUGAACGUUAACAACACCAAAAGCUCGACGGCGGACGAUGUGUCGAUAAGGUUCUUGUCGCCGGUGUUGGAGCAGAUUGCUGCAACAAAGACAAAGAUGGAGCUGUCUCAAUUGGCAGGAGCCUUAUCUAAAGCAGGACCAAAUUUGUUGACAAGUCUUUACGUCAGUCCAGAAUAUUACUUAGACCGCAACCAGUUUGGCUCAACCCGUGACGCAUUCCAUGCGUAUGUGAUGGAGUUGUUUCGAUUGGUUGGAUUGGAGUUGCGUGCAGCAGCAUCCCGAGCUUCAGCAGUGGUUGCCUUUGAACAAACACUUGCACCGCUUUUUGAACAGGAAGAACAGUCCAAAGAUUCUGCAGCACCCUUUAGCCGUUUGCUUCAAAAUCUUACAGCUCAGGACGUCAGUUUGGUCAUUAAGACGCCCGCAUUCUUCGACCGCGCUGAAAUGCUCGUGACUGGAGAUUCUGUGACUUUGAAUACCCUGAAAGCUGUUCUGACGUAUAAUUAUGUUGACUCCUAUACUACUUUCCUUGGUGAGCCUUUCCAGCAGACGAGCUUCUCCUUUUUUGGUCGCAGUCUCAGUGGUAUAGAACCUGACAAGUAUUUUGCGCGUGUUCGCUUUGACAAUACCAAGGCGCAACUUGCCAGCCAACUUGUAGCGCAACUUCAAUCGUCAAUGCGCAAGAACCUUGAGCAGGUGGAUUGGCUGGACGGACCCACUCGUCAGGCAGCUCUUGAGAAGUUAGGCAACAUGACCACACUUGUCGGGUAUUCGCAUUCUACCGAGCAAUAUCCGAUUGUAUUACAUGGUGACGCAUCGCUUGCAGUUAAUAUGCGGAUCAUCUUCACGUACAAGUUUAAUUACUCUAUGGCACGAAUUGGUACUACAGUGAAUCGCACCAGCUCGGUGUAG